AUGGCAGAGAACAAUGUUGUUUUAUCUAUCGAGAAUCAAACGCUCCUCGACUCGUGGAAGAUGGAAGGAAAGUCGGUCAUCUUGAUCGCUGCCAAGGAAAUCUCAACGGGGCAAAAAGCCCAGCAGGCACAUGAGCUGUCUGCCAUUGCCGCCAUAGCAGACCAACUCCGCCCGGAAUCUUUCCAGGUCGUGAGUGCGCUUCGCAAACGGGGGAUCGACGUGUGGAUGCUCUCUGGCGACAACGAAAAGACGGCUAAGGCUGUGGCUGGCAAAGUCGGUAUCGAGGCGAGCAAUGUCAUUGCUGGCGUUCUACCGGACCAGAAAGCUGACCAAAUCAAAUAUCUUCAGAGAAGAGGGGUCGAGGUUCCCUCGCGCGGUCUCUUUGGGUAUCUCAAACAAGAGACGAGUCGUGCCACAGUCGCGAUGGUGGGUGACGGAAUCAACGACUCUCCUGCGCUGACUGUGGCUGAUGUGGGCAUCGCCAUUGGAUCUGGCUCUGAAGUGGCAAUUUCAUCCGCCGGUUUUGUCCUGGUCUCGUCGAACCUGAGGUCAUUGCCAGUCCUGAUCGACUUGAGCCGAGCAGUUUUCAGGCGGAUCAAGUUCAAUUUCUUCUGGGCAGCUGUUUACAAUAUGGUUGCUCUCCCGGUUGCUGCAGGGGUUCUUUACCCUAUCAACAGCGGAGGAGGUCGCAUCAGACUGGAUCCUGUUUGGGCGGCAUUGGCAAUGGCAUUGAGUAGUAUCAGUGUCGUGAUUAGCAGUCUGGUACUGCGUGUACGAGCACCUGUGAUCGGAUUCAGAGCGCCCAAGGAACAAGACUGA
Messenger RNA from Cyphellophora europaea CBS 101466, 819 nucleotides. RefSeq lists its product as uncharacterized. The record is from RefSeq and is a predicted model, not a curated record. Gene Ontology annotation, biological process: copper ion homeostasis. Gene Ontology annotation, molecular function: P-type divalent copper transporter activity; ATP binding; copper ion binding. Lineage: Eukaryota; Fungi; Ascomycota; Eurotiomycetes; Chaetothyriales; Cyphellophoraceae. The transcript has a single exon. Gene Ontology annotation, cellular component: membrane. The coding region runs from base 1 to 819 and encodes 272 amino acids.